This is a messenger RNA of Pseudomassariella vexata, 639 nucleotides long. Its product is annotated as magnesium-dependent phosphatase. Lineage: Eukaryota; Fungi; Ascomycota; Sordariomycetes; Amphisphaeriales; Pseudomassariaceae. The record is from RefSeq and is a predicted model, not a curated record. The transcript is spliced from 2 exons. Gene Ontology annotation, molecular function: acid phosphatase activity. Bases 1 to 639 code for a protein of 212 amino acids.
AUGGCACCAAGAAAGCUCUCCAAGCAAUCGACCUUCAACUCCGUCGCCUCAUCCUCAACAACCUCUUCCACUACCCAAAUCCCUUCGAUCCUAACUGACGGCCAACCGCUCCCGACUGUCGUCGUUUUCGACCUCGACUACACCUUGUGGCCUUUCUGGGUGGACACGCACGUGUCUGGGAGCAAACUCGAGCCCAACGACUCCGCCAGCGCCUGCACCGAUAAGAACGGCGAGUCCUUCGCCUUGUACCCGGACAUCCCCUCCGUGUUGCACGGCCUCAGCCUCUCGGGCAUAAAGCUCGGCGUUGCAAGUCGCACGACUAGGGACGACCUGGCCAAGAAGAUGUUGAAUACUCUGUAUAUCCCGCCUGCAUCUAAGAAGGACGGGAAGAAGAAAAAGGCGUGGGAGUUCUUCACGGAGGUGGGAUUGGAGAUGUACCCGGGAACCAAGAUACGGCAUUUCCAGGCGCUGCAGAAGAGGACAGGUGUUGCGUAUCCAGAAAUGCUGUUCUUUGAUGACGAGCCGGAUAAUCGCGAUGUGGAAACUCUGGGGGUCACGAUGCGGCUUGUGAGGGAUGGGGUUACGUGGCAUGAGGUUGAGGAAGGUAUUAAGGAGUGGAGGCGCCGGAGACGCCUUUGA